Thalassophryne amazonica is the source of this 3035-nucleotide messenger RNA. RefSeq names its product doublecortin domain containing 2B (gene dcdc2b). Gene Ontology annotation, biological process: intracellular signal transduction. The transcript has 11 exons. NCBI's taxonomy places the organism in Eukaryota, Metazoa, Chordata, Actinopteri, Batrachoidiformes, Batrachoididae. Bases 264 to 1388 code for a protein of 374 amino acids. Gene Ontology annotation, cellular component: microtubule; microtubule organizing center. The record is from RefSeq and is a predicted model, not a curated record.
GAGGUUAUCCUGUUGGUUCAGUUUAAAGCACAGUGACCCACCCACUCUCCUUCUGUGUCUGUUUCUUUUGUUGUGCUGCUGAUGGUUGGCCCCACAAAGCCCGUCAUUGCUGGUCAUGCUGCCAUAGCAACCAGGAUAUACUCACCGCCAUCCGUGGAGCUGUUUGUGUGAGUGUCUUUGGGAAGAAAAGGCACCAAAGCGUGGCGAGUAGAACUCCAGACUGACUGCAUCGGGAGAAAACUGGGACUGAUUUUCACCUUCAGAUGGCUGCCAGUGCUGCAGCCGUGACUCUCCUGCCUCCGGUGAAGUGCGUGGUGGUGUAUAAGAAUGGAGACCCCUUCUAUAACGGACGGAGGUUUGUGGUCAACCAGCGUCACGUGACCACCAUGGAGUCCUUUCUCACUGAAGUGACUGAGAGCAUUGGCGCUCCGCUUGCCGUCCGGAACCUGUACACUCCCAGGUGGGGCCACAAGGUCACAGACCUCCAGGACCUUCAGAAAGGAGGCCUGUAUGUGGCUGCUGGAUUUGAGAGGUUCAAGAAAGUGGAUUACCUGAAUUCAGGAAUGAAAAAGCAGCAGCCUGCUGCCCGUGAAGAAACUCAGACAAGAGUAAUCCAGAGGCCAAAUGUCUCAGCUAAAUGGAGGAAGUUUCUACCCGUCCCUUGCAUCAUACACGUUUUUCGUAACGGUGAUAUCCUGUGUCCGCCAUUUCGAUUUAUCGUCCCUCGGAGCGUACAGCAGGACCUGGAGCAGAUCCUGAGUAUGAUCACGGAGAAGGUCAGCUUACGGACCGGAGCCGUGCGCAGGUUGUGCUCUUUGGAAGGCGUGACUGUGUCCUCAGCUGGAGAGCUGAAGACGGACCACUGCUAUGUUGCCGUGGGAACUGAAAGGUUCAAGAAACUUCCAUAUGUGGAGCUGCUGGUUUCAAAAGCUACAGAGAGGCAUUUCCUCAGAAAGAGAAGGCUGUUGCAGCAACCUGAGAACAGGAAAGCAGAAAGUGGUCCCGAAGACCGAUACAGCGACUCGGCUCUCCUCGCCUCCCCAGAGUCAGACAAAUGGUGGGUGAAGUCAACAGGACACGAGGACGUAGAAGCUGCGGGCCAACAAGCCACACAGCAGAGGACCACAAGAAGAGGAGGAGGAGGUGGUGCUCCUGUUCUGGUCUCAGAGAUGUCUCCAACUUCUGUGUUCUUCACCAGGCCUGUCCAAGGCCACAAAAACAGACACCAGCCAGGACCACCAGCCAGCUACAGAGCCGUGUGGCCCAGCGGUUUUGAACGAUCAACACAUAAGAAGCAAGAACAGCUAGGAGGGGCGGAAGAAGAAAAAACUGCUGUAGUGCCUCCUAUUGAUCAGGUUCACUUUAUGGUCACCUCAACACGCUUUUAAUGCGUUGACUGACCGAGUUAUGGAAUUAAACAGACAUUUGUCAGUCAACACUAAAUUAAUUCCUGCAAGCAUAAGCACAGUUUAAACACGGUUUGUUUGUUUUCCAAGCGGAAAGCCAAAAUAGUGGAUGAGGAGGAACUAAACACAACGGACAAACUGCUGCAGAGCACAGAACAGAUGCAACUGUCUGAACCAGAUGGCAUCAAACCGAAGACUCUAAGAGUGAAUCACAGUAGGACAGAACAUUCUGUAAAAGUUGAGGAUCGCUUUGAGUCUACAGCUGGAAUACAGGUACAUGCAAAAACACAUAGAGCAGCAGUAAAUACUCCGUGUCUGCAGACGUACAUACAAAUUUAAUCUGCACCUAUUUGCUGCUUAACUUCAAAGCAGCCUGAGGUGAAGCAGAGGUCAUCACCACCUACACCUCACAGCUCUGGAGACACAGGGGCGCUCCACUGGGAGAAGCCAGAAUCUCAAGGAGAAAAUGUAAGUGUGAAAAACCUCGUGCACUGAAGAAGGUGCAGGACAGCUCACACUAACAUCAUCAUAAGCAUGUAAAAUUUGAUUGCUUUUUCUUUUGUCCUCUUUCAACAUGUUCCAGCAGGAGAGCACGUCGGGUCUCUCGUCACUCCCAGUAGAGGAGAUUCAUUCAUCGUAACACGUGACAGCCGAACGUCACCCGUCUCUACACGGACCUAAAUGAACGUCAGAUUAAAUUAGUCAGUCAUAUUUUAAUCAUGCUAAUGUGUUAAGUAUGUUACGUGAUUUAAGGUGGAAAAGAAGCAACCUACAAAUUAAGACAACGCUAGCAAAUGCAGAAAACAAAUAUACAAACACAUUCAUAAUUCUGCAUGAUGAUGCAUCAGAAUCGUUUGACAAAUUGAGAACAUGCUUGCACAGAUGUAACCCACAGCAUGUGCAGGAAUAUAACUAAAAUUUACACAACCCAUGCAAGAACAGAGACACAAAAACACAAAAAUAGUUUGCUGCAUAGAGGAAUGUUACAGACUUCUGCUGUUCAGUGCAUCACAAAUACAAUAAUGUGAAAAUGUACUGUAUUUUCCAGAUUACAAGUCCCACGUUUUUUUUUUUUAAUAGUUGGGGGGGCCUAUACAGAAAAUAUGGUAGCUAGGUUAAGAAUACAAUCAUCAGUAAACUUACACAACUCUGCCAACCAGGUAGAGAUAAUGAUAAGGAUGCUCUGAUGGUCUGUUAGUAAAAGUUAUUUUUGUGUUGUCCACACCUCCAUUGUGUUGUGACUGUCUGUACUUUUGUGUGCAUUAUGAAUUUGCAGCAGAUACCAGAUUAAAUUGUUAUAUGUGCUGUAUGUCAUAUGUGUUUAUGUUCUCUCUGUCUGCAAGUUUUUUUAUGCCCCGCUGGCCAAAGGGGGAUUAUGUCGUGGCAAUUUAUGGCCAUCCGUCUGUACCAAAAAGUGUAUAAGCGUUCCGAGCACUCAUCUAAAUUUGCAAGCUGUUUUUAGAGUAACUACCGCUUAUUAAAUUGCUGCAGGUAUUGUUUUUGUAUUUGCGUUCCUUCUAUGUGCUAAUUUUGAACUCAAUUAAUUUGCAAGUGUUGUAGCCUCUUUCAGUCACAGUAGCGUUUAUCUUUAGAAACCCUAAAACUUUGAACAUACCUUCUUUUUUUAAA